AUGGCAGAAUUAGAUAGAGGAACACCAACGGGAUUGCCGUUGACACCGGACACAAGGGGAGCGGAAGGGCCAUUAUUCUCAUCGGUGAGAAUUGAUUCUCUUGAACAUGAUUCAUUUGCAAUACCAAGAUGCACUCUGUGUAUGCCUAAAGUUCCAGUUCCGAGUUUCUCUCUAACUCAGAAGGUUGGAGCAGAGUUUGUAGGAACAUUCAUACUGAUAUAUGUAGCAACAGCAGGACCAAUAGUGAACAACAAAUACGAAGGUAUAGAAACACUUAUAGGAAAUGCAGCUUGUGCAGGUUUAACAGCCAUGGCAAUUAUUUUCUCAAUUGGUCAUAUCUCAGGCGCGCAUCUCAAUCCAUCGCUUACCAUUGCGUUCGCCGCGUUUCGCCAUUUUCCGUGGGCGCAUGUUCCUGCCUACAUUGCAGCACAGGUCUCUGCAUCGAUCUGCGCUGCUUUUGCUCUCAAAAGUAUUUAUCGUCCUUUCCUCUCUGGUGGCGUUACUCUCCCUAGCGUCAGCAUUGGACAAGCUUUUGCAACUGAGUUUAUCAUCACUUUUAUUCUCUUGUUUGUUGCCACUGGCGUUGCUACCGAUACUCGCGCAGUUGGCGAAAUGGCUGGUAUUGCUGUUGGAGCAAUAGUUAUGGUCAACAUUCUGAUCUCAGGGCCAACGAGUAGUGGUUCGAUGAAUCCGGUUCGCACCUUAGGUCCAGCGGUUGCAGCAGGAAACUACAAAGAUAUCUGGAUAUACUUCGUGGCGCCAACGCUGGGUGCGCUCGCUGGUUCUGGAGCUUAUACGCUUGUCAAGCUGCGUGACGACAACACCGGAGCUGAACAGCAUCCGCUAUCGGUUAGGAGCUUCAGUCACUAG
Messenger RNA from Lathyrus sativus (Indian pea), 870 nucleotides. NCBI's taxonomy places the organism in Eukaryota, Viridiplantae, Streptophyta, Magnoliopsida, Fabales, Fabaceae. The record is from the annotation of a GenBank genome assembly.